UAAAUAUGACCAUACUUGGAUAGGGAGGAGUGAGCUGUCAUGUCCAAAAAGCACUGCAAUUUUGUUCCUUCAUAUAUCUUCUAAAAUUAGCCCUGGACGCAGACAAAGCCGUUUGUGAUAAGAAUUUAUCCACUCUCUUUAGCAUCUUAAAUCAUUUUUUCUUCUUCUUUCUUCAAUCAUUUAUGGCGACCAUCUGGCUGCGAAGAUCAAGAACCAUAGCCCAAACUCUAAAGCACAAAUAUGGUUUAAAAGGAAUCCUUGGCCUGGAGAGUAGCAAUUCCUUUCAACGUUUGCAUGCUUCUGCUCCUUCUUCAACAAAUCAUGAUCGGCACUUACUUGUUUCUGCAUACAAAUACUCAACCACCAUUGUCUCUGAUAAGCGUCUUAAAUCAACAGUUGCUCUGAAACAUCUGGAUUCCACGGCGUUUGCUAGUGACAGCGACGAUGAGCAGGCCUUGGAUUUCCCUGGUGGAAUGGUUUCAUAUACUUCUGAAAUGCGAUUCAUUUCCGAGUCUCAGGAAAAAAGAAUUCCCUGUUAUCGAGUUCUUGAUGACAAUGGAGAGAUUAUCAAUGGCAGUGAUCUUGAACUGGUGAGCAAGGAAGUUGCAGUAAAGAUGUACAAUGACAUGGUCACACUUCAAAUGAUGGACAACAUCUUCUAUGAAGCACAGAGGCAAGGAAGAAUUUCUUUUUAUCUUACCUCAAUGGGUGAAGAAGGUAUCAGCAUAGCCUCUGCAGCUGCACUUAGUACCGAGGAUUAUAUAUUGCCCCAGUACCGUGAGCCCGGAGUUCUGUUGUGGCGAGGUUUCACAAUACAAGAAUUUGCCAACCAACUGUUUGGAAACAAGGCUGAUUAUGGGAAAGGCCGGCAGAUGCCAAUUCAUUAUGGCUCUAACAAGCACAACUAUAUCACCAUAUCAUCGCCUAUCGCUACACAACUUCCUCAAGCUGUUGGUGUUGCUUACUCUCUUAAAAUGGAUAAAAAGGAUGCAUGUGUAGUCACAUAUACUGGAGAUGGCGGUACCAGUGAGGGAGAUUUUCAUGCAGCUUUGAACUUUGCAGCAGUUACGGACGCCCCUGUUGUUUUCAUCUGUCGCAACAAUGGCUGGGCCAUUAGUACCAAUGUAUCAGAACAAUUUCGAAGCGACGGUGUUGUGGUUAAGGGUCAAGCUUAUGGAGUCCGAAGCAUACGGGUAGAUGGAAAUGAUGCACUUGCUGUUUACAGCGCAAUUCACAGUGCUCGCAAAAUGGCUAUUAGUGAACAGAGACCUGUAUUGGUGGAGGCACUUACAUACAGAGUAGGACACCACUCUACAUCUGACGACUCCACCAAGUAUCGGCCAGUUGAUGAAAUUGAAUAUUGGAAAUCGGCAAGGAAUCCUGUAAAUAGAUUUAGAAAUUGGGUUGAAAGCAAUGGCUGGUGGAGUGACACUGAAGAAACCGAGCUUCGAAGCAGCCUGAAAAAGCAGUUGUUGCAGGCAAUUCAAGCUGCAGAGAAAACAGAAAAACCACCAGUUUCAGACUUGUUCUCUGAUGUUUAUGAUGUUCCCCCAUCAAACCUUCGCGAGCAGGAGAAUCAGCUCAGAGAAACUAUCAAUAAAUACCCACAAGACUACCCCUCUGAUGUUCCCGUAUAGACAGAUGAAAUUUUCAGAAAUUUACAGAAAUACCAACACUGCGGUGAUAAAAGAAAGAAUAAAUUAUUUAUCACUUGGAGUGGCUUCCAAUGCUUGAGAUUCUUCAAAUAUUUGAUGAUCUCAAGUCAAUAAAUUAUAUAUUAUAUGGGAUUU
Messenger RNA from Pistacia vera, 1790 nucleotides. RefSeq names its product 2-oxoisovalerate dehydrogenase subunit alpha 1, mitochondrial-like. Lineage: Eukaryota; Viridiplantae; Streptophyta; Magnoliopsida; Sapindales; Anacardiaceae. Gene Ontology annotation, molecular function: oxidoreductase activity, acting on the aldehyde or oxo group of donors, disulfide as acceptor. The record is from RefSeq and is a predicted model, not a curated record. Gene Ontology annotation, biological process: branched-chain amino acid catabolic process. The transcript has 10 exons. Bases 183 to 1637 code for a protein of 484 amino acids.